UAUUCAUUAUCUCAGCGAAAGAAAGAGAGAGAGAGAGGGGGGGGGGGGGGAAGAGAAAGAGAGAGAUACUUUUUGCGAGUUCAUCAGUGAGGAGAUUGAGAAAGGUUGUUUCACAGCUGACCUCACGGUGAUGAUGAACGUGAUAUAUUGUGAUUAAAAAAAAAUCUUGAAAUAUAUAAAAUAAUAAUCGAAGGCUUACGAAUGGUAUGAAGAGGGAUUUGAGAAACGAAUGUCAUUCAAAAGAAAAUUAUUCGUCAUACGGCGUGAGGAGUGCUGAAGAAAUUGAGCUACUGACACUUUGCGCGCGAAGACUGCAAGCGGAGUAAUUUCUUUGAGUCCAUGAAAAAUUACUUUUUUCUUCAACUCGACAAACUUGACAGUACAUAUAUACACGUGUGUGUACUCGAGGCAGCUUCUGGACAAUUUCGUUGAGCGCGUGCAAGUAAUCUGUGCCACUUAAUCGCUCUUUAGCGUGGAGCUUUAACUCGAGCUAAUUGCAAGAUAAAUUUUGCGAGAAAUGAUUUCACUGUUAAUCGCAACGUGUAUGAGCACUGGGUAAGUUUCCGAUGAGUGAAUCAAGAGGAAAGUGAAUCGAGAGGAACCCGAGAAGCUAAUCGCGAUCAAUCGUGUCGCGAAAGGCUGUAGAUGCUUCCGCUCGUCAUGCGAUAACUCCGGAAUCUACUGCGAUUUGACAAAAUCAUUGUAUUUGCAGCUAGAUGCGACGAAACUUAAUCAAGACUAUACACGUGUUUAAAAUGCAUCGCGCGUGAAUGACAUGGUACGGGCAUGCCAAUAUUCGCGUCGGUGUUGUCGGAUCUCUCACGGCAUUACUGUUGAGGUGUCGGAAAACGUUGUUAAGAUAAACAUUGUUGAUUCUAUUUUUGCGGCCGUUAGACAGCUAAAAGUUUUCCCAAUGCGGCUUUGGUGGUAUUAAGAAGGAUUAAGGUUUGUCUACGACGCGCGUCAAUUCUCUUGUGCAUACACAUCAGUGAUCCUCUGUGAUUUCGCGUUACAUCCUAAGAGCAAUAAACGAAGCAAUCAUAAAGUGUAUUAAAGCAGCAUUAUUUUGCGACUAAUCGGUUUGUUUCCUUGGAAAGAGAAUCGACGAUGCGUAUUUAUGAAGAAAUAAUUUUGGGAUUGAAAAACCAUUGAUCGUUGAAGGCUUCUAUUUUCUGUUAAGAAGAAAAUUAUCAAAAUUUGAAUAAAUAAUAAGAAAGAUUAAAAAAUAAUAAGGAUACGUUUUUUGAGUGAUAAUCAUUGAUAAGGAAUUACGAGCAGUGCUUGUACAAGUGCUUUCACAAAUUUCGUUGUACUAUGUGAACGUAAGUAACAUUUUAAUGGAGACAGUAGGUAGUUUUAUCAUGGUUGCGCUAUUGAGUGGAAUAUUUUAGAGAAGCAUGAAACAAAGUCUUUUUAUCACAAGAUAAAAUUCUCAGUUUUACCCAUUGGAAAAGAACGACAAGUGGAUGAAAAAAGGAAAAGAUCUCAGUGAAUGUAAUGAUGAAACGUCAAGACCAUCGGAGAUGCUGAGAGGAACGGUGAUACGACAAAUAUAUUUUGCGACGUAGCUUAAGCAACGAUUAUUCGCGUACAGAACGGAGAAAGAGACAUGAGGGAAUUAUGGGACGGAAUUUCAUUACCGUAUUAGUCUGAAUAAAUACUCGAAGGAUUUCCGUAGGUAAGAUCGAUCGUGAGGUCCCAAUAGUCUGCUCGCGUUCGACAUCCAUCUUCCAGAGAACGAGGAGAUUUCCGAGUCUCUCACCCUUCCGUCUGCCUUCCUUCUCAACUUUCUCAUACUAUCUUUAUCUUUCACUUUCUCUCUCUUUCUCUUUUUCCGCUAUUGUCUCUUCUUUCCUCUCGCCUAUGGCGCACUUCCAAAUUCUCCUUUCCGAGUUGCCUGAGAAGUUUCAGUAGCUCACGUCAUCUCGCAGACAUAUUAUGCAUAACCCGACUGUCGAGUACCCGCAUCCACGAUCUGACAUCCACGAUCGUUUCACGUCUCUCGAAAGCAAUAACUUUGGCAAAUACGGGUGAUUCUGUUACAAGAGUUGAUUCAUCCUGCGAAGUCGAGCAGAACCAACGAGGGAAACGUGAUGAUCCGUAAGACUUACGGAAGAACCGAGACAUUGGUUAAAAGACACGAAUUCGUGUGAUAGACGCCAAUAAUGAGAGCGCAAACGUGUGAAAGGCAACUUUGAAGACAAUUCAAUGUCCGCUGAUUGGAAACUUGUCCAUAUCGUUGUCGAGAACUUUGACGAGCGUUUCCAAGAACAGCAAUUAAUGAUGACGAAUACGAAAGUGUAUAUCGCGCUACGUCUUAGACGCGAUCAACGAUUUCGUCGACGACGACCAGGUCAGAUAAUUCUAUUGACGAUAUCCGUGCCGUGAAGGAAAUAACCUUUUACGAGAGAAAAGGUGAUAGGAUCACCUUUAGGACCAUCGGUUGAAUCUCUCUUUUUCUCUCGUAUCGAUAGCGAUGAAAAUUUUAACGCGAUAGGAUGGGCAAAGCAAAUUGUGCCGUCGAUGAAUAAUUCACAAAGAAACAACGUAUCGCGAAGAUUAGACUAUUAAACUUCCGACAGUGUACUACGCAAUAUUUUACAUCCCAGGACGAUCUUUACGGUGAACGAGGAUUUCGGUGAUUCGUGAUUUCGGAGACCAUGGACAAGUCGCGUGAUCGGGCGAUCGACCGGCAGACAAGGAGCCGCUCAUCGACCAUAACCGGAAAGUUGGAGCCGGGAUGCUGCACGCCGUUAUGCUAGGUAGCGGUCCAGGACGGGGGAGACGCGAGUGGUAUCCAGGAUUUUAUCUCCAACGUCGUCGUCUUGGCUGUAGGAUGAAUCGCGGCGAGCAGGAGACUCUCUUCCGGCAAAGCCGACAGAUCACGCGGAUCGUACCUUCCCGCGAGGACCUUGUUUUGAGUGUCCUCAAGUCGCCAAUCAAUCAACAGCAGCAACAGCAACGACAACAGUGUCGACAUCCAUAUCAGUCGCACACCCAGGGUCACUUUAACUGCCAGGGUCAUCCGAAUAAUAGGAAGUGCAGUCAUUUAGGUGACAACGAGAGUCUUCCACGAAGCAAGGACCAAUGCUCUAGGCACGCCGAAAAGCGAUGCAGCGCCGCGACCGCCUACGCUGCUCUUCAGGGUAGCGAAGACGAGCUCGUGGCCGAACAGGGUCUUGAGGCGGAAGACAUCGCGUUGAAGACGCCCGGCAGUGAGACCGAGGACACCGAAGACAACGGCGCGAACGCGGAGGAAUCGCAUUCACCCGCGCGUCGUUUCACUUUCUUACGUCGCUUCCGUUCACCACGCUUCGGCGAGGCGCAUCAUAAGCGGGUGCCGACGCCCAUGAAACGGAAAUACCGUCGCAAAAAGAGCAAGGAGGACAUCAUUGAUGAUGACGUUGCUGGCGCCGAGGAGGAACCGCCGAGUCCUGAUCAGACCGGCAUGCCCGAUCCUUACUACCCGAUCUAUCUGCCGAUCGAUCAAGCCUUCAAGGCCAAGUACGUGUUCCAUCAUAAGAGGGGCAAGACUUUUCAGGAGCGCCUCUACGUAUUCCUCGAACAUCCUGGUGGUUGGCUGUGUUUUGUCUACCAUUUCGCUGUGUUCAUGGUGGUAUUGGUGUGCCUCAUAUUUAGCGUUUUGUCAACGAUAGAUCAAUACAGUAACUUCGCAAACGAAACUCUGUUUUGGAUGGAAAUAUGUCUCGUGGUGUUCUUCGGAGUUGAAUAUUUGGUUCGAUUAUGGAGCGCGGGCUGCAGAUCGAAGUAUAUGGGCUGCUGUGGACGGCUACGAUUCAUACGGAAACCGAUUUGUAUCAUAGAUUUAAUUGUCGUAGUAGCGUCCAUGGUAGUCUUGUCAGUAGGAAGCAAUGGUCAAGUAUUCGCCACUUCUGCCAUCAGAGGCAUUCGGUUUUUGCAGAUUCUGCGAAUGCUUCACGUCGAUCGUCAAGGUGGUACGUGGCGGCUUCUGGGUUCGGUGGUUUUCAUACAUCGUCAGGAGUUGAUUACAACACUGUACAUUGGGUUCCUAGGCCUCAUUUUCAGCAGCUAUUUCGUAUAUCUUGCCGAAAAAGAUGCAGUUGGACCGGACGGCAAAACAGACUUCGCGAGUUAUGCCGAUGCGCUUUGGUGGGGAGUGAUCACAGUAACAACGAUAGGUUACGGUGAUACAGUCCCGCAAACAUGGAUGGGAAAAAUAGUGGCCUCAUGUUUCAGCGUGUUUGCUAUAUCCUUUUUCGCACUUCCAGCAGGUAUUCUAGGUUCUGGCUUCGCACUGAAGGUACAACAAAAGCAACGACAAAAGCACUUCAAUCGGCAAAUACCGGCUGCUGCGAUGUUGAUACAGUGCCUAUGGAGAUGUUACGCCGCCGAUAAGGCCAUCAACAGCGUCGCUACGUGGAAUAUCUACAUCAAGGACCCGUCGCCGGCCGGUCAGCCAUCGACGCCCUUGGGCAAGUCUCUGAUGAUCCAGGUGGCAAAGAAGGCGAAUGUGCUGAAGAGGCGGAAAUCGCGGAACCGAAUGGACGUCCAGCAGCAACAACAGCCGGCUUUGCCGCCCGUCACGAUAUCGGGUGGCAUAUCAGCUGGUGCCGGGACUGGCCAGAACGACAAUCAACGUCUUGAGAACGAGGGCGAUGUGGUUUUUUACAUGGAGGAGCCCAAGGUGGGCACGCCGAAUCGUGCCAGACGUGACAAUCGCGUAUUUCCGGUUGGCAGGGGAAGUCUCUUCACCUCGCAGACGAGUUCGGUGACGGAGGCGACGAGCGACGAAAUUGAUAUCGACAUCGAAGAACCCCAGAGAGUAACCACGUUGACAGAGGCACACCGGAAUGCUAUUCGAGCAAUCAGGAAGAUCAAGUACUUCGUGGCUCGCAGAAAGUUUCAACAAGCUCGGAAACCGUACGACGUUCGUGACGUCAUCGAACAAUACAGCCAAGGUCAUCUAAACAUGAUGGUGCGAAUUAAGGAGUUGCAGAGGAGAUUGGAUCAGACCCUGGGUAAACCGGGGAGCUACCUGGCGGGAAUCGACCGGGCAGGCAACGUAAAACCCAUGACGAUUGGCGCGCGUUUAUAUCGAGUGGAGCAGCAGCUAUCUGUGAUGGACAAAAAGCUGGAUCAGUUGGUGCAUGUGUUAAAUGCGGUAGCGCAGAAGCAGCAGAUACCCCUGCGGAGUAUAGAGGAUGAUGUGUAACAGAGAGCCCCCGGUGAACUCGUGCAAUCAGUUUUACGAUUACCCGCGAUACCACGGAUCCUGCCUCGCGUUACUAUAACUACAGUGACGCCAAAUAUGUUCAGCGAGGGCUCUUAACAAGGGAGAUGGCACGCGCUCGAUAAUGCUGUCCCGAGCAUGUCUGGAAAGUACAAAUAUUAUAGCGAACGCUAUUCGAUUCCAUUUGAUUCUCGAGAGACUACAAUCGGAAGACUGUGACAUCGAAGAGAUCGCUAUUAGUAUUGGCAACUCUGGCGAUCUUUGUAAUUCCAUCGUGGCCACAGAGGUUCAUUCUUUGCUUAUUCUCGAUCUUAUAACUCGAUGGAAUUAUGAUCGUCGUCAUCACUGCCAUCGCUAUCAUGUCAUUAGGGGGAGAACGAUAUCUUCUUCGGAGUAAUACGUUGAAAUACGUCAGAAUUGAGGCUGAGAGGAGUCCUCAAGUGUAAACGCAAACGACGAAGUCAAACGCACAGGAUGGAUAAUCGAAUUAAUGAUGAACGAAUCAGGCGCUGAGCUAAGGUAUAGAAACCGUAGAUUGCGGUUGCUGUACGCAUGAUGAUAUUUCUUUAAACGGAAACGAAAGUAUCACGAGGUAAUCGUGCGAUUAUCAAAGAAAGAGGGCGAAGAAAUAUAUUAUUCAAUAACGAUA
Messenger RNA from Acromyrmex echinatior (Panamanian leafcutter ant), 5861 nucleotides. It is a transcript of the gene KCNQ, whose product is annotated as KCNQ potassium channel. The record is from RefSeq and is a predicted model, not a curated record. Lineage: Eukaryota; Metazoa; Arthropoda; Insecta; Hymenoptera; Formicidae. Gene Ontology annotation, cellular component: membrane; voltage-gated potassium channel complex. Gene Ontology annotation, biological process: potassium ion transmembrane transport. Gene Ontology annotation, molecular function: voltage-gated potassium channel activity.